AUCAUAAUAAUCCAUCAAAGUAGUUUUUUUUAGCCAUUAAAUGAUAACAAUAUAAACUGGACACUCUGUGUUCCAUUUACCAAUUAAAGGUAAAUAGACAAAAAUAUCAAUAAUUUUUAUUUGAAAUAUCUUCUUGUGGCUAGUACAAACCCAAGAUGGCUGUUCACUGUGCCACACUCUCCGUGGCCAAGCUAUUCAAACCUUUUCGAGCUGGAUUUGUCGGAAGAACGUUGAAACUAUGUGGAACAACUGUCACAAGUCACAGGAAUAAGUCGACGUUGACUGGAGAACACAUUCCUCCUCCAGCAAAGUAUGGCGGCAGACAUACUGUCACCCUUAUACCUGGAGAUGGAAUUGGCCCAGAGCUGUUUAGUCACGUCAGGGAAGUGUUCAGGUUCAGCUGCGUGCCCGUGGACUUCGAGGUGGUCCAAGUCAACUCAGCCUUGGAGACCGAAGAUGAUAUCAACAACGCCAUCACUGCCAUCAGACGAAAUGGUGUUGCCCUCAAAGGUAACAUAGAAACCAAACAUACGAUGCCCCCCUCUGUCAAAUCCAGAAAUAAUCUUCUUCGCACAAACUUGGACCUUUAUGCCAAUGUGAUGCACUGCCAGUCCCUCCCAGGCGUCCAGACUCGCCACAAGAAUAUCGACAUCACGAUCAUCCGGGAGAACACUGAGGGAGAGUACAGCAGUCUGGAACAUGAGAGCGUCUCUGGGGUCGUGGAGUCUCUUAAAAUAAUCACCAGGAACAAUUCUCUACGAAUUGCGGAAUAUGCUUUCCGGCUGGCCAGAGAGAAGGGCCGACGCAGGGUCACCGCUGUCCACAAGGCCAACAUUAUGAAGCUGGGCGAUGGCUUGUUUCUGCAGUGUUGCAAAGAGGUGGCCUCGGGGUACCCCGACAUCACGUUUGACAGCAUGAUUGUAGACAACACCACCAUGCAGCUGGUGUCAAAGCCUCAGCAGUUUGAUGUGAUGGUGAUGCCCAACCUUUACGGCAAUGUGGUGAGCAAUGUGUGCGCUGGUCUGGUGGGAGGGCCCGGCCUAGUGCCCGGAGCUAAUUAUGGGCGUGACUAUGCUGUCUUUGAAACGGCCACAAGGAACACAGGAAAGAGUAUUGCAAACAGGAACAUAGCAAACCCCACUGCCUUGCUGCUCGCCAGCUGCAUGAUGCUUGACCAUCUUAAGCUUUAUGAUUAUGCAACUUUGAUCCGGAAUGCAGUGCUCACAACCAUGAAUGAAACCAGGUUGCACACAGCGGAUAUUGGCGGCCAGGGCACCACAUCAGAAGUAGUUCAGUCAAUCAUGCGACUCAUCCAGAGUAAAGGACAACACACGGCUGAGAUGUAAAGGUCAUUAGCGCCACUGAUGGCACUCAUAUGGUAUCUUGGACAUUUUGUACUAUCAACCCAAUGUUUAUUUUUUGUGUUGGUUUCUCACGACGAAGGCCUUGUGAUGCUAACUGAUAUCAUCCCAUUCCUGGUUACAUUACUAAACAGUACUGACUGUUAAAUCACAGAACACCACAGGUCCAACUCUUUCCUGGCGGCAACAUUUUUACGUUUGGGAUAUACUGAUAUUAUUUACAAAGCAAUUAUGGAUAAGUGAUAGAUUUAAGGCACCUGCACAAGUAACAAGCAUUAUCCAGAGAGCCUGACGGGAACUAACAAAAUGAAUCCCUUUAAAUGCAGAUUCUACAUAGAGCUACAGUAUGUGGUCAUCCAUAUAGUCAUUGGUAUCUCUCAAAAAUCAACAUGCACACCUUUGUUUACACUUGGUUACUUGGUUUGCAAUGUAUCAGCAAAAUAAUGGUAUGGUGCGAUAAGCUUAUUAACAACAUUGCAAACAUGAUAUCCUACUAUCUUGAGUGAGGUCUAGUUAUUAUGUAGCUAAAGAGGCCAAAAGAACAAUUACAAAUUGUACAGCUUUCAUUUGACCAUGCUGUACAAUUAUUCACUUCUUAUUGUGCUGUAACUGAUAAAGAUCUACUAUACUGUAUAUGUUCUACAGUCUUGUGUCUUGUAUAUCUACAUUAUAUCAACCGCACGAACUCACCCUUUUUUGUCUGUAAUGAAUAUGAACUUCAAUCUUGCUUGACUGUACACUAAAUCCUGUACAAUAUCAAUAAAAGUUCAAUCUGUUUACCUGA
Molecule: messenger RNA, 2145 nt
Organism: Syngnathoides biaculeatus (alligator pipefish)
Lineage: Eukaryota; Metazoa; Chordata; Actinopteri; Syngnathiformes; Syngnathidae
Gene: idh3g
Product: isocitrate dehydrogenase (NAD(+)) 3 non-catalytic subunit gamma
Exons: 13
Coding region: 156-1346 (396 amino acids)
Biological process (GO): isocitrate metabolic process; tricarboxylic acid cycle
Cellular component (GO): mitochondrion
Molecular function (GO): NAD binding; oxidoreductase activity, acting on the CH-OH group of donors, NAD or NADP as acceptor; magnesium ion binding
Source: RefSeq, a predicted model, not a curated record